AACAAUUAUCAUGGCUACGGAAACGAUCGAAUCGGAGAAUCAACAAUUGAAACAUUUAGGGUUUAUCAAGAUUGCUGCUAUUAAUACCUUGAUAUGUGUAUCAAACCUUUACGAAUACGCUAAACAGAAUUCAGGGCCUUUGAGAUCUGGUGUUCGAACUGUCGAGGGUACUGUUACGACUGUUGUAGCCCCCGUCUGCGAGAAAUUCAGAGAUGUUCCUUACAAUCUUCUCGUCUUUCUUGACAAGAAGGUAGACGAAGCAACAAAUAAGUUCGAUAAAGAUGCACCUUCUUUGGCGAAGAAGGUUGUUAGCCAAGCCUCAUGCUUAGUCCAGAAGGCAACAAAGGUCACCCAAACGCUUGUAUCUAAGGCUCGAACUGGUGGUUUACCUGCAGCUAUAAGCUGUGGUCUGGGAAUAUACAAGGAGUUUGUAUUGGAACAAUCGGUAAGGAUUUGGUUUAUGCUUCAGCAGGUUCCACACUUUAAGAGAGGAGCAGAGAUGGUUGUUCCUACAGCUGCUAAUUGCUCGGACAAGUACAACAAUCUUGUCAUGGACAUGAGGCAGAAGGGUUACUCUGCAUUUGGUUAUCUCCCUAUUGUACCUCUUGAGAAAAUAGCAAAGACAUUCAACAAGAAGGGUGAAUGAAGCAGUGAAGGAAGGUGCAAAGCACAACUAGUAUUUCUAGAGAGAAAGUUGCACAUCAAGUAACUACUUCGUUUAUGGUUUAGUUUGAUUAGUUUGGGUUUGUGUGUGAAGAUUUUAGUUGGGGUGGAUAGAAAUGUAAUCUGAAUUUGAUCUAAAGGAUUAAACUACUUGACCAUC
Messenger RNA from Telopea speciosissima, 823 nucleotides. RefSeq names its product REF/SRPP-like protein At1g67360. The record is from RefSeq and is a predicted model, not a curated record. Lineage: Eukaryota; Viridiplantae; Streptophyta; Magnoliopsida; Proteales; Proteaceae. The coding region runs from base 11 to 646 and encodes 211 amino acids. The transcript is spliced from 4 exons.